Messenger RNA from Clonostachys solani, 711 nucleotides. NCBI's taxonomy places the organism in Eukaryota, Fungi, Ascomycota, Sordariomycetes, Hypocreales, Bionectriaceae. The record is from the annotation of a GenBank genome assembly.
AUGCCUGGGCCGGAAUAUCCUCGCAGCAGUGAGAACAUGGUCCUCAUUUGGGGUGCGGCCGGCACGGGGAAAUCUGCCUUUGUCCAGCGAGCUUGCUACGACGUGUUCCCCCCAGAACUCGACCCGUUCGACGGUGAGGGGGACCGCAAGCUGGCCGUGGUGGACGGCGAGUCCCGCGCGCUCUGGAUAUUCUGCGUGAGCAACAUGGCCGCGACGGGCAUGGUGGAGAGCUUCAUCAGGCGGAGCGACAUGUUCGUGCUGGCCUACAGUGUGGGAUCGGACGAUUCUUUCUUCCAGAUGAAUAGGGCAUACUAUCUAAUACGGGAGGUGAGGGGUCUCUUGGGUUCAGAGCAUGUCCCAAUAAUAAUAAUCGGCAACAAGUGCGACCUUCCCUCGACGAGGAGGGCUUUGCCUGGAGGGAGGCGGCGGGGCUACGGGUCAUCUUCCCACGACGAUGUCAGAGUUGUGUCCUAUGAGGAGGGUGCCUGUUUAGCUGAGCAGCUGGGAUGCCCGUUUUUUGAAACCUCGGCCAAGGAGAACAUCAAUGUCGAACAAACAUUUAAUGAACUGAUCAGGGCGCACAAUAGGCUGGGGGACCUACGAACAGAGACAAAAAGAAGGUCUUGUAGACAUUUCACUACCUACGUGUACAAUGCCCACGCUGCCUAUGGAUGUCGAAGGGGGGAAAGAACGGUGGCGAAGGGCCAUUAG